CGGCGGCGGCGUUGGAGUCGGCGCCGGAGGGGGGGACGGCGUCGCCGGCGGCCGCGCCGCCGGGAGCGACUACGAGUCCGGCGACGACCGGCGCGAUCCCCUCCCGCCUUAUCGCUCGGAUCGAUACUCCGACGACGCCGCUUUGAAUGUGCCUGCAAGAACUUUGGUCUUGAUGAAGGCAUUCCGGUGUGAGUUGGUUUUAAAAAGUCAGGGUUUUGGAUUUUUGAUGGUUAGUUAUGUCUUUGGGUAACAAAAGGUUGGGAUGGUUUGUGGCUGGUGAAAGUACUGGUUUUAGUAGAGUUAUAUAUUGUGACGAAGGCUGCUUUUAGGUAAUAUUUCGUGAAAUUUAUGGGAUAAGAAAAGUGGCAGCAGUUUCAGUUCCGAUAUGAGGUUAUCAGUUGGGAUGUACACAUGAUGAUUUGCUCGGCAUCUGAACUUGGAAUGUACUUACUACUAUCAUUGUGGUUAAAGUUCCUUGUACGUCAUCUUAUUAUCAGUCUUUGGGUACACAUACUGACUGGAGGGCUGUUUACCGUGCCUGGAGUUGGUUGAUCAGGUUUCUACUCCCUUUUGUCAGAGACAGUUUGGUCACUUUCCAUGUCAUGAAUUUGAUGAAGGGGGUUCAUGUGUUUUCCUGCAUGAGGGAUUGUUACAUCUCAAAAUGGUGUAGUUGGAAACUUGGUCCAGUAUUUGGAGGUGGCUAUAUGGAAUCUGAUUCGACAAUGGUGAAUACCAUUCAAGUUGAAAUGUGGCAUAGCUUGUUUGGUUGAACGAUCUGUUAAGAUUCUUUUUGUCCUUUUGGCGGGUGCUGGGUCAGUCAAAUGGCCUUUGUUGCUUCAAUUAUUACUCAGCAAAAUGCUGGAGGAUGGGGAACAUUGUCUCAUGUCAUUUGCAAUGUCUUUGAAAUGCUUUGUUGCCAAUGAGGUUGGCAAGUGGUGAAUUGGUAAUGAUUUUGGAGAAGACUACUCCUUACAAGAACUUUUGCCCAGGAUACCUUUUUAAAAGUCAUGGAGAGGGACAUUAAUGGAAUUCAUAAAGAAAAAGGGGUGACAAUGGUAUUUGCUCCAAAAUUUUCUGAUGGGAAUGAAUUGCAUCAUGCUCUAAGUUAACCGGAAACGUGGAUUAAGCAGAAAAUAUAUUUCAUUGCUGUUUGGGAUUUUUGUCGAAUUUGUUGCACUCAAUGGAUGAGUUUUGACUGGAAGGGACUGGGUUCAUACCAGUUGGUCUAGUUCGAUGUAAUGCCUGAGUAGCAGAUUGUCAUCUUGUGGUUCUUUCAUGGGUUUACAUCUGCUGCUCGUCGCAGGAUUUAGAAUUCAUGCAGGUUCUGUAUCCCCUGCUCGUCAUAGGAAUGCAGAACGUCGUUAUAGUCCAGAUCUUGAUCGUCCGCCGCGUGGCCGUGAAUUUGUCAGCAGGAGGGAGCCUGGUAGGUUCCAAGACUCUCCUCCCCAUUAUGGCAGAGGAAGGGGCGGUGGUAGGCCCUAUGGCAGGGGUUUUGAUGGUCCUGGAUUGGGUCCUCGGCCAUUCAGAGGUGAAGCUGUAGCUAGAAACAAUCCUAAUGUGCGACCAAGGGAAGGGGAUUGGUACUGUGCAGAUCCUUCAUGUGGCAAUCUGAAUUUUGCAAGGCGAGAUCACUGUAACAACUGCAACAGACCUCGCUCUGGACACAGGGGUAGCCCUCCUAGAAGGGGCUUCCUGGCCCCACCACCUCCAUAUGCUGCUUCGAGGCGUUUUCCUGGGCCUCCAUCACAGCGCUCACCUCCUAGGUCCAUGAAUGGGUACAGGUCUCCGCCUCGUUCAUGGGCUCGGGAUGGGCCUCGAGAUUUUGGCCCCAGUGGUCUACCCCCUCCCAGGCAUGAAGUUGGGUUCUCCGAUGACUACAUGCGAAGGGAACAUGUGGACUAUCCGGAAGAUGAUUAUAGGGGAAGGAGCAGGUUUGACAGACCAAUGCCGACUGACUGGGCCCCCCGAGACCGUGGAAGGGAUAGCUUUGUAAGUGAAGGAAAAAGCUUUGACAGGCGACCACUAUCACCACCUCUGCACCCACCGCCAAUUCCUGCAAGUCAUGACCGAUGGGCACGUGACAUCAGGGAGAGAAGCCGUUCGCCUUUUAGGGGUGCCCUCCCACCAAAAGAUUAUCGUCGGGAUUUCUACAUGGAGAGGGGACGAGAUGACCGCCAUGGCCUGGGUAGAGAGAGGAUUGGCGAUCCUUACUAGCUGAGACACGAUUUGCUGCUAUGAGUCUGAUUUUUGCAGGCUUGGAGGUAAUUGUGUAAAGGAUGUUCAAGGCUGUAGGGAUGGUGGAGCUAGAGUUGUACUGUUUGCGAUGGAGCAUUUAUGGUUUCAUAGUGCCUGCCUGUGUGUAUGAGUUUAGGUCAAAACUUAUACAAUUGUUUGUGUGGUCUGCUUUGCUGUGACUGGUUAUUCAAAUGGAACUUGCGGAGACUUUUCUCUCCAGCGGCAGGUUACUUGGA
Molecule: messenger RNA, 2471 nt
Organism: Syzygium oleosum
Lineage: Eukaryota; Viridiplantae; Streptophyta; Magnoliopsida; Myrtales; Myrtaceae
Exons: 4
Coding region: 1276-2214 (312 amino acids)
Biological process (GO): regulation of DNA-templated transcription
Cellular component (GO): nucleus
Molecular function (GO): RNA binding; transcription coregulator activity
Source: RefSeq, a predicted model, not a curated record